UGUAACUGUGUCGAAGCUGCGUUCUUCUUGUGUUCACGAGCUCCAUCAAGUCUGUAACUCGCGUGGUGUUUCCUGUUUGACGAGAAGGACGCAAAGGUUUUAGAGUACAAGUCGGACCUGAAGCAGUACUGGAAGCGCUCUCACGGUCACGCCAUCAGCAGUAUGUCCAGCUGUCCCCUCUUCCACCACGUCUUCAGGACGCUCGACAAAGCCGGACGUCCCCGCAGGGCCACAGACGAGCCGCCGGAGCCCGCCUCCAUCCUGGUGGGUCACGCUGAGACGCUCCUCCCCCUCCUCUCCCUGCUGGGACUCUACAAGGACCAGACUCCGCCCACCGCCAGCAACUACCACUCACAGCACGGAAGGAGUUUCCGCUCGAGUCUCAUCGUCCCGUACGCCGCCAACGUGCUCUUCGUCCUGUACGACUGCCAGCGAGGCCCGCGCCUGCAGCUGCUCGUCAACGAGUCGCCGGUCCGAUUCCCGGGGCUCGAGAAUGAAGACGCGCCGCUGUACCGGGACGUCAGGGCCGUAUACCGCCACCUGCUGGACGGCUGCGACUUCGAGAAGGAGUGCGAGGGGCGGAGCGUUGGCCGCGCACCGAACAUCGAACUCUGAGCGGAAAAAAAACAAACCGACCUCUGACGCCAUAAAAGAACAGUUCAGACCGAGUGAAUCUUUACCUGGUCACCUGAGAUCACCUCUAUUGACCUCAGCGUCUAGUUUCAGACUGUGAUGAAGAUAUGACCAAUCUUUAAGCCCCGCCCCUUAGCUGUGGCCGGCCAAUCACAGUCCAUCAAUUUAAUUCAACCAGGAAAACCUCGAGAUAGGAAGUAGUGAAGGAUCCUGUGAGCAUGAAAACGGUACGUUCAAAGACGUGGUGGGUCACCUGACCCCCCCAGGUUUACCCCCUCCUCCUUUAUCGCCCCCUGCUGGUGACCUGGUGUUUGUUCCUUUAAGAAAACAGAAGAUGCUGAUGGUUCCUUCCUCGUGUGUGUUUUUCAUAUUGAAUGAUUAGUUCCAGUUUUUCUUAUCAGGUGUGCAGUGUCUACUUCUGAGUCUGCAGGAUCUCGCUGCUGAUUGGCUGCUGACCUUCAGUGUGUUCAGAUGCCUGAUAAGACGCGUACAACCCCAACCUGGUUUCCUGUAAUCUGGUUGGUGAAUUACUGCAGGGGUGACUGAGUUUGUAAGUCUCUUUUUUUAAAGGAGCAGGACAAAUUCAAUUUAUGUUCCGGGGUCAGUUUGCUUUAAACGGUUUCUUCUUCUCAAAGUGUCAAAAUAUUCAAGAAUUUUUUAAACCACAUGUUUUAAAACGAUACAGUCUGUUAUUUUAAUGAUCGAUAUCCAGAGGCGCUGCUUGUCAACAGGCAACUGCUUUGGGGCCCCAGACCAGUAGGGGGCCCCAAAGCAGCGUCCAAAAACAUGCUAAUUUUUGCAAUGGGGGUAUAGGAAACCAGCCUAACGGGUCCCAUCUGACACCACUCCCUCUUGUUUGCCCUGGGCCCAAACAGACUGAAUCAACUCAGAAUCAAAAAUAUAGAAACUUUUGAAAAAACAGAAAGAAUCCAGGAAAGAAAUGCAAGAAGUAAGAGUGCAGGAGUUUUCUUGGAAUUUAUGAUAAUUAAAACAAGACAAUAAACAAUC
Molecule: messenger RNA, 1641 nt
Organism: Labrus bergylta (ballan wrasse)
Lineage: Eukaryota; Metazoa; Chordata; Actinopteri; Labriformes; Labridae
Source: RefSeq, a predicted model, not a curated record